Messenger RNA from Paramecium primaurelia, 1341 nucleotides. Lineage: Eukaryota; Ciliophora; Oligohymenophorea; Peniculida; Parameciidae. The record is from the annotation of a GenBank genome assembly.
AUGGCAAUAUUUAAAUUUGAUAUAUUAAAUUUGGAGUCGAUUACAUUUUUACCAAAUUUAUCAGUUUCAUUCGAUUCCUCUUUAACUGAUAAUAAUAAUAUGGCAGUAGAUCUCUCUAAAUAAACAAUUUUACUUUAACAACCUAAAGUAUUAAGUAAGGAUUUAUAUAAUGUUGCAAAUAAAUUUUAAGACCUUGGAAGUGCCUUAAUAAUAGGUUUAGGAUCUAUUAGUGUACUAAUGUUAUUCUUUGGAGAUCCAUAAUAGAGUUUAGAAAUUUUUGACACUUUACAAUUUUAAUCAUAUUUAAAAUUUGUAAAUGUAGUUUACCCUUAAAAUCUAUAAAUAUAUUUUCAUUCAUCUGAUAUUGUAACAGUUAAUCCUAUUCUAAUAACCUUUAAAAUAAAAGAUGUUUUUCAUACUAUAAUUUAAGAUAAUUUUAUUGAAAGCAUAGGUAAACUUUAAGAAUAUUAAAUUAAUGCUGAUCUACUCAUAAAUAUUUAGAGUUAGCUAUCCUAAAUUAGUUUAAUUGUUUUCUUGUAUAUAAUUUGUUUAUUUUAUCCAAGAUUCUUUAACAAUUAUUGUUUUACUUCUAAAUUUUUUUAUUUUAUUAGCUCAAGUAAAUCCAAAUUUUUAGAAAAGUUAGGAAUUAAAUUUUAUAAAUUUAAUAAAAAAAUAAUCAAUCUAAGAAAACUAUAUACUAUAAAAGGAUUUAGACAGCUAUUUUAUGCAAACUCUUGGGAUUUACUUUUUAAAGUACUCCUAUUUAUAACAUCAAAUAAUUAACAAGGAUAUCGAUCUAUAAUAUCUUAAUGUAUUUGUUUUUUAGUUUUAAGUGUGUUCAUAUCAUUGUUAUGUUAACAUUUUAAAGGAUUAAAUAAAAAUCUUGAUUUUUCUAUACUCAGAAUUGAAUAGCAUGAAGGUAUUUGCUAAUUAAAAAAACUAUUAUUCAUCUUAAUAUUAAUUGAUAUACAAGAAAGUGAUAUAUUUUAAUGUACAAUGAUAACUUUGCUUAUUUUUGUAUAUAUAGGAUUCCUAUUCAUGAUAUAAUAAAAUAUUCCAAAAAUAGAAUUAAUUGGAUUAAUUUGGAUGGAAGCUCCAGUAAUGCUUUUUACAUUGACAAGUUUAAUCUAUUGUUCUGAUUUUUAAAACUAUUUGACAAAUGAUUUAUAAAUUUUAAUAGGUUUUGGUUAAAUUGGACUUUUGAUUCUUGGCCUGUUAGGUCCACUAAUUAAACUUGGAAUUAAACUAUACAGAGACUUUUAGUAAUUUUAUCAAAAGAAAUAACAGAAUGUAAAAUAAUUUGAAGUUUUCAAUAUUUUAAACUUUGAUAAAAUGAAAUGA